Molecule: messenger RNA, 1809 nt
Organism: Rhipicephalus microplus (southern cattle tick)
Lineage: Eukaryota; Metazoa; Arthropoda; Arachnida; Ixodida; Ixodidae
Product: peptidyl-prolyl cis-trans isomerase sig-7
Biological process (GO): protein peptidyl-prolyl isomerization
Cellular component (GO): nucleus
Molecular function (GO): RNA binding; peptidyl-prolyl cis-trans isomerase activity
Source: RefSeq, a predicted model, not a curated record
CGGGUUUUAUUUAGACGUACUCCAAUGGCGAUAUCGCAAGCGUUGCGCCGGUCAGUCGUUUGUUAUGAAUAUCUGAACGUGAGUGAAAUUGAAUAUAUUUUGGCGGAGUGUUGAAGGCUUCGAAAGCCACCAAGAGCUCGCGUCGUCUAGAGACAUGGCUGUCGUGAUCGAGACGACGUUGGGCGACCUGACGAUCGACCUGUACACGACGGAGCGACCUCGGACGUGCCUCAACUUCCUCAAGCUGUGCAAGCUCAAGUACUACAACCUCAGCCUAUUCCACAAGGUUGAGCAAAACUUCGUCGCCCAGUCGGGCGACCCGAGCGGCACCGGACGUGGCGGCGAGUCCGUGUUCUCCAAGCUGUACGGUGACCAGGCGCGCUACUUCGAGAUGGAGAAGAAGCCUCGUCUGAAGCACCUCAAGCUCGGCACCCUGUCCAUGGUGGGCAGCGACGAGGGCCUCCACGGUUCGCAGUUCAUCAUAACGUUGGGAGAGAACUUGGACUCGCUCGACGGCCAGCACAGCGUUUUCGGUUGCGUCGCCGAGGGCUUCGAUGCGCUCGAGAGAAUCAACGCCGCCGUAUGCGACAGCGAGGGUCGGCCUUACCAGGACAUUCGCAUCUGCCACACCGUGGUCCUUCACGACCCUUUCGACGAUCCGGCGGGGCUGGAAUUCCCGGAUGCAUCGCCCGAGCCGACGCUCGAGAUGCUACGCAGCGACCGCAUCGGCGCUCACGAAAUCGUCGAUGACACUCAGGGACGCAGCAUGGAGGAGAUCGAGGAAGAGAUCAAGGCCAAGGAAGCCAGAGCGAGAGCUACGGUGCUCGAGAUGAUCGGCGAUUUGCCAGACGCGGACGCCGCGCCCCCGGAGAAUGUGCUCUUUGUUUGUAAGCUCAAUCCGGUGACUACGGACGAAGACCUGGAGAUCAUCUUCAGCCGUUUCGGACCUGUCAAGAGUUGCGAGGUCAUCCGGGACCGCAAGACGGGCGAUUCGCUUCAGUAUGCCUUCGUCGAGUUCGAGCAGCGCGAACACUGCGAGAACGCUUACUUCAAGAUGGACAACGUCCUGAUCGACGACCGGCGUAUCCACGUAGACUUCAGUCAGUCGGUGGCAAAGCUGCGAUGGAAAGGAAAAGGUCGCGGGGUCGAGCACAUCAAUGAUGACAAAGGCGAUAAGAUGUCCAAAGGUGCCCGUUACGAGCUGAAGGACACGGCACGACGUGGCGGUGCUGGGGGUCAGUAUGACCUAGUGUGGAGCGACGACGAGGGAGAAGGCGGGAAAGAUGCCAAGCAAAAGGAACGAAGCGAGCGAAGCCAGAAGGACAGAAAGACGGAAGGCCAUAAAGACAGGUACAGGGAUGACCGCAAGGACAGCCGCAGUGAUGGACGCAGGGACGACAGAUACACUGAUAGCCGCAGAGGUAGGCAUGAAGACAUUCGCAGAAGCAAUCACAGAGACCAGGACAGGAGGAGUCACCGGGACGAGUAUCGGGAAAGGAGUAGCGAGAGAGAUUGCAGAGACGAACGGAAAGAAAAGGACAGGAGCCACAAGCGUUCUCGCGAUCACCAGUCAUCAUCAUCCCGCCACGACUCGGACAGCAGGAGUCGAAGCAAACGCAUGCAUCAUGAUCGUUGAGUGGUCUUGCAUGCUGCAACAGUGUCCAUGUGUAAUAUACCCAUUGCCAUCGUGUUUAUCAAUCUUUUCAUAGUGAAUACGAUUGUGCAGACAUUAGCCGUCAUCUCCUGGAGCAUCGCGGUGUCAAUGAAGCCUUUUUUAUUGCACAUUUGAAUAAAUAUUGUUGAAAUUUA